UUACCUGUUCUGUUCUUCAGACUUGUUUUGUCAAGCUGUCAGAGUGCAACCAGAAAGCGCAUCUUUGGCUUUUUGGUGUUAGCAGCAAUGGCCACAUACACAGCUUACAGUGGCUAUACCAAGCCACCAAUGUCUUAUGCUGGAUCUUACUACACAGAAAAACCACCUGUGCCGACGACCUAUUAUCCAGAUUACCAAGCUGACUCUGUGCUGGAAGAAAAAGAGAAAACCGAGAGGAGAAAACGUCGUAACGCGAUUUGUUGUGAGGUUGUGGCUCUCGUCAUCGGCUUCAUUGGACUGAUCGGAGUGGCAGCAGUGACAGGCUUGCCCAUGUGGAAGGUAACAGCUUUCAUUCAAGAAAACAUCAUUGUGAUGGAGACCCGUUGGGAAGGCCUGUGGAUGAACUGCUACAGACAAGCCAACAUUAGGAUGCAGUGCAAAGUGUACGACUCUCUGCUGUACCUGCCACCAGAACUCCAGGCUUCCAGGGGACUGAUGUGCGCCUCUGUGGCUCUGACCUCAUUCGCCCUCAUUGUUUCGGCAGUGGGAAUGAAGUGUACCAAAGUUGUGGAUCAUCGUGCUCGGACAAAGCACAUUGUUCUCGUGACUGGAGGCUGUCUCUUUCUCCUGGGCUGUGUCACUACCUUGAUCCCUGUGAGUUGGACCGGCCGUGUUAUCAUCGCCGACUUCUACAACCCACUUCUGAUCGAUGCCCAGCGGAGGGAGCUUGGAGAGGCUCUGUACAUUGGUUGGAUGACAUCUGGUCUGCUUUUUGCGGCUGGAGUUAUUCUCCUGUGCCGCCACGCGCCUCGCACCCAGAUUCCAGAUGAGACAGAAGUAUAUUAUACUAAUGGAAGUGUCUACCAACCUCCAUACACAUACCAGCCGUACACCUAUCAGCCGGCGUACACCUAUCAACCUCCAUACUCUGAACCUCCACCAGGAAGUGUAGCAUACACACCAAGUCAAUACUAAGCAAUUUUUUGGACUUGAUUUUUAAACCUACAAAGUUUUGUCUCAAACGAUAAGAAGACUCAAGUAACUGAAACCGAUAGGUCAUCGCAUUUUUGAAAAGGGCCUAGUGUUUUGUAUAGAUUGAAAGUCGUGAAUAUGUUAAUGUUUUAAUUAUGAGGAACUGUGUUGAUUUUUCAUUUAUUAUUAUUUUUUCUUACAUAAACACACGUUUGUAUAUUCAACCUAUAAUAUUACAAAAGUAGUUCAUUUGUGAUUGUGGCUUUACAGAUUCUGUCGCUGUUUCUUAUUUGGUUAUUAAUUAGGAUUUUACCAGAGUGCAAUGAUGAUUUAUGUUUAGUUUCAAUUGUUUCUAGUCGAUGUACAUAUUUUUUUCAAAAUAUUAACCUAAGUAUAAUAUCAGUUUCUGUUUCAAAUAAAGAAAUGAGUGACAAAAGUGCUUUGCAAUCUUUAUUUAGUUUUAUUGAUCAGUAUUUCAUGUCUGGUGAAAAAAAAUAAAAUAAAAUAAAAACGUC
Molecule: messenger RNA, 1487 nt
Organism: Austrofundulus limnaeus
Lineage: Eukaryota; Metazoa; Chordata; Actinopteri; Cyprinodontiformes; Rivulidae
Gene: cldn8.2
Product: claudin 8.2
Exons: 1
Coding region: 88-975 (295 amino acids)
Cellular component (GO): membrane; bicellular tight junction
Molecular function (GO): structural molecule activity
Source: RefSeq, a predicted model, not a curated record